Molecule: messenger RNA, 4709 nt
Organism: Ochlerotatus camptorhynchus
Lineage: Eukaryota; Metazoa; Arthropoda; Insecta; Diptera; Culicidae
Gene: Ser
Product: Serrate
Exons: 19
Coding region: 1-4218 (1405 amino acids)
Biological process (GO): cell communication; Notch signaling pathway; multicellular organism development
Cellular component (GO): membrane
Molecular function (GO): calcium ion binding; Notch binding
Source: RefSeq, a predicted model, not a curated record
AUGAAUAUAAUUUGGUCCGGAACGGCGAACUCGAUUGGCACUUUGGAGGCGAGCAGGAGGCAACUGCUUACUCUAUACUUACUUAUUGUCAUUAAGGAGAAGAAGUCGGGGAAAGAGUGUGCACGUGUGUGCGUGUGUGUGUGCGUGAGUGUGUACACUUGGCUGAGGAUGAUAAAGAUGGCCAUCGGUAGCCGCCGCCUGCACACGUGGACCAGCGUCUUCGUCGUACUAACGUCUGUGAUCUCAAUGGUUUCCUCGUCGGGCUUCUUCGAGAUGCAAAUUCUGGAGAUAGCCAACACCAAUAGCCAUCUACUGUCCGGAUAUUGCUGCGGUCUGCCGGUGGAGAAGCAGCGAACACAAACGACCGGAUGUCCGGCAUGUGCAACGGCGUUCAGGCUGUGUCUGAAGGAGUACCAGGGCACGACAUCCAGUGGCCAGCAGCUGAAGGCAGCAGCGGCGGCUGCGGCUGCUGCUGCUGCCGCCCAGCAGCAACCAGGGGAAGCCCUUUUGGCAGACGAACCGCAAACGGCGUCGUCGGCCAUGUACGGGUGUGCAUUCGGCAACGCCAGCACACCGACGCUGGGUGGUUCGAGCUUCGUCCUGUCCGACUCGGAAGUCGGCCGCGUCACGCUGCCCUUCACGUUCCGGUGGACGAAAUCGUUCACGCUCAUUCUGCAAGCCCUGGACACGUUCAACGAGUCCUAUCCAAUAACGGAUCGGUUGAUCGAGGAGACCUCGUUUUCCGGUGUCAUUCUGCCCUCGCACGAAUGGAAUACAUUAGAUCACACGGGGAAGAACGCCCGGAUCACGUAUCGGGUCCGAGUGCAGUGCGCAGACAACUACUACAACACGACCUGUACGACGUUCUGCCGGCCCCGGAACGACCAGUUUGGGCACUAUACCUGCGGCGAGCAGGGCAACAAGGUGUGCCUACCGGGCUGGCAGGGCGCCAACUGUGAGAAAGCAAUCUGCAAGCCAGGAUGCGACCAGAUACACGGCAAAUGUGACCAACCCGGGGGAUGCGAAUGCCGCCCCGGAUGGCGGGGGCCUCUUUGCAACGAGUGUAUGGUCUACCCGGGCUGUCGCCAUGGCUACUGCAACGGUAGCGCCUGGCAGUGCAUCUGUGAUACCAACUGGGGUGGAAUCCUGUGCGAUCAAGAUCUCAACUACUGCGGAACGCACGAGCCGUGCAUGCACGGAGGAACCUGUGAGAACACGGCACCGGACCAGUACCGGUGCACCUGUGCCGAGGGUCUGUCCGGGAUGCGGUGCGAAGUUGUCGAGCAUCCGUGUGCUCCGCAGCCCUGCCGGAACGGUGGCACUUGUACCCUCACCGGAAGUGGACAAGGUUCUGGGCGCGGAGGGUCGGACGACAAGAUGGAAGCGACCACCACUCCGAUCAUCGUCCGGGGGAUGCGGGGGAUGAGCUCGAUGGGAAAGCCGUACGGAAGGAGCAGUUUAGCGGGUGGGGCUGGACCGGGCGGAGGUGACUCUUCGUCCAGUAAGGAGCUAUUGUUGCUGCCGCAGCCGAUCAAAGAUUUCAUCUGUACCUGCGCGCCCGGAUGGACCGGGCCGACCUGCGAGAUAAAUAUCGACGAAUGUGCGGAAGGGCCUUGUCAGAACGGGGGCACCUGUAUUGACAUGGUCGGGAAGUUUCGCUGCGAAUGUCCACCCCAGUGGACGGGAGAAACGUGCAAUAUCGACGUAGACGAAUGCGAAACAAACGUUGCCUCCGGGCUGGGACCCUGCAUCAACGCCGAAUCCUGUCGGAAUCUGCCCGGGUCGUUUCAGUGCAGCUGUCUGGAGGGUUGGGGCGGUCCGACCUGCGCCCAGAAUCUGGACGACUGCGUGGGCAGAUGCAAAAACGGUGCCACCUGUAUCGAUCUGGUCAACGACUAUCACUGCGCCUGCAGCGUUGGCUACACGGGUCGUGACUGCAGUACCGAUAUCAACGAGUGCGCAAACUUCCCCUGCCGCAACGGGGGCGAAUGCGUCGAUCUGAUCGGCAACUUCAAGUGCAUCUGCCCGCUCGGCUACUCCGGAACGUUGUGUGAGGAAGCGAAAGACCACUGCACUUCGUCACCGUGCAUCGAAGGACGCUGUCUGAACACUCCCGGCGGUUACUACUGCCAUUGUCCGCCGGGCCGAGCUGGCAAGCAUUGCGAGUUCCUUCGGAUGCCAUGCGAUUCUUCACCCUGCUCUAACGAUGGCUGUACAAUGCCGUUGACGAACGAAACCUCGACCGGCCCCUCGACUGCGCUGACCCCGUGCAGCGGCCGUGGGAAAUGCGAAUCCAGUGUACUGGGGUCGAGCUGCGUCUGUCAGACCGGUUUCACUGGGCCCUUCUGCCAGCACAAUGUCAACGAAUGUUUUUCGAACCCCUGUAAGAACAGUGGGAUCUGCAUCGAUGGCGAAGCGGAUUACACGUGCGAGUGUCCCCCCGGAUGGACCGGGAAGAACUGCGGGGACCGAGCGGUUCAGUGUCUUCCGGGACAGUGCCUGAAUGCGGGCUCGUGCAUCUUGUCACCGAUUUCCGGAAUAUCGCAGUGCCGGUGUACGCUCGGUUGGGGAGGACCGUUCUGCAACGAACCGGUCGAUCAGUGCCAGGGUCAACCCUGUCACAACGGAGGCACCUGUGAGUCUGGACCCGGGUGGUUCCGCUGCCUGUGUGCAAGGGGCUUCUCCGGUCCGGACUGUCGGAUCAACGUGAAUGAGUGUUCGCCGCAACCCUGUCUCGGUGGCGCUACCUGCAAGGAUGGGAUCGGUGGAUUCACGUGUAUCUGUCCCGUCGGAAGGAGGGGCGUCCGGUGCGAAAUUCUGCUGUCGGACCCCUCGUCGGUUUGCUCGAACACGACGACCAACUCGCCGUACGAUCCCUUGGUAACGAGCGACCCGACGCCGCCUGCCACGAUCGACGAGAGCAACUGCAACUCGUGCGUUUGCGUCAAUGGGAAGCCGCGCUGUUCGAAUAUGUGGUGCGGCCUGCGGAACUGUUUGAACAAGAACUUCUCGAGCAAUGCGUGUGAAAGUCAUCAGGUUUGUGUCCCCGCCGCGCAGGAAAGUUGCCUGGCGCCACCGUGCAACCCGCGGGGAGACUGUCGGACCUUUGAACCGUCCCGGAGGGUUGCUCCUCCGCGAAUUCCGGCGCCGAUCGACUGUUGGCCCAAUCAGGCUACCCUCGGAACGCACUGUGCGCGGAUUUCGAUCCUGCUGGAACUGAACCGACUUUCCCGAGGCACCUCCGUCGAUGGAAUGUGCCACAUCCUGCGGUUACAGCUGGGCGAGAAGCUCAUCAAGAGCCCCUCGGUUGACGUUUCCGUGUUCGUAGUGCUGAUGUGCGAUCUCAAAACGGGAACGAAUGACACGAUCGAAGUGACCCUGUCAACGCCGACCGACAGCAGCAUCGGUGCCAGUCCGCUGACGGAGGCCGUUCGCCUUCUAGCGGAGAUCCUCUCCCGCCAGCAGGGCGUUCAGAACGAGUCCUUUCAGUCGGACAUUGCCGAGGCGGCUCCGUUGACUUCAAUUCUCGAGGUCAAGGUGGAAACGGCGCUGAUCAACGAAACCACCACCGGAUCGAACUACCUGAUCGCGGUGGGCUUCGGUAUUGCCAUAGUGGCCCUCUGCGUGGGUGCCUUCGUAGCGCUGAUCUGGCGGCAAAAGCUCCAAACCCACAGCGGCUCCGGAACGAAUCUCACCCCUCACAUGGACUUGUCCCGAAGUCACGAGGAAGAGAAGAGCAACAACUUGCAGAACGAGGAGAACUUCCGGAGGUACGCAAACCCCCUGAAGGGCAGUGCCAGUUCGCUGCGAGGUGCCAUGGAACUGAGUCUCAACCCGGCGCCGGAGAUCAACCAGAUCGCCGGUCCGAGUACCGUUCAUCGAUCGCAGCAGCUCUACCCGAGCUGCGGGAACGAUGGCGAGUUCGAGAAGGAUCCGGAAAAGCAGAAGGCUGCCAACCGGAACUCGCACAUCCUGCUGCACAAAACGCAGAACUCCGACAUCACCAAGAACAUUGUCAGCUCGAUCGAGAGCCAACACAAAGACUUUGGCAAGCGAAGCAUCAACGAGCACACGGCUUCGAGUGCGGUGGCAGCAGUGCCUCCUCCCAGUGCCCAAACUCCAGCGGGAAUCGUGGUGAGUAGCGUAGCAACGGCCCCGAGUAGUACGGCGGUGCCUACUGCGAUGAUCGAUUCCGAUGUUCUCACUGUACAUGUGUAAGUGUGCGAUGCUUCCACGCCGCGCCAGUUAGGUUAGGUCGAUUUUCUCUCAAUUCGCUGAGCUAGACUUCCAGUUGAGCAAUACUGGAAAAAAAAGUGAGAUUCUCAUUUUGUUUCGAAUAGGAUUUUUAUUUUCUUUUAAAUUUAAAAGUAUUUAUUUGCCUUCCCUCUCAUACACACACAAAAAAACCGUAGUAGACUUCUUUGUUGACAUUGCUUGCAUCGUGUAAAUAUAGCGAAUAUGAUGAUACAUAAAACUGUACGAAUGAGGAGAAUGCAAUUUCCGUACUUUGAAAAGCGAAUUUUUUUCGUGAAAGGAAAAAAUGACACGACAGUGUACAGUUAAAUGUAAUGUGAUAUUAAAUAAGAAGAAGCAAUAUUUCUUUAGAUGACGAACGAACGAACGAGAGAGCGCGAGAGAACUGAAGAGCGAGAAAUCACAAUUUAUUUAUGAUCGUCGAUAGAGAGACGCAGUGUUCUUUCACCGGCAAA